CACACAGGAUUUGUAUUGUGAAUUAUCUCAUACACUAAACACUGAUGUUAGAGUCCAUAAUUGAUGCUUUUUUCCCCCUAUAAGUACAGUUUGAUUUGAGGUUCUAGGUGUCAUUGUCAUUGAGCCAAAUAGCUAAAUAAGUUUGAUUUCAGCCCUACGCAUAAUCUCAUACUUGUACAUACUUCAUGCUUGUGCCUCAUGACCUCCUGCACAUUGAGCUCAGGUCUGUUGGUCAAUAUUCAGCACACACACACACACAUCCACACACACAUCCACACUGUGUCCCUCCCCCAGGGCAGAGAGCUUUUUUCUCAGCACUGAAGGGAGACAGUGUUCAGUGGAAGUUUGGUCAUGUCUGGGCUGUUGGGUGUUCGCCUGCUGCUGCUGUGGGGCUUGGCCUGCCUCUGGCUCUGCAGCUCGGCCUCGGGGGCUCUGCUCAUCUCCCGGGGCGAUGAAGCUCUGCAGGACACUAGAGGAGCUGCCAGAAGACUGCAGAAACGAAGCACAAGUGAGAAUACGGUGGAGGUUCACCGUGUGGCAGUCGACUGCACCGUCACAUCUCGUUUUGCCCACACGAUCAUGACCUCCAAGGCAAUGAACAAAGCUAACGAGUCCCAGGAAGUUUUCUUUGACGUGGAACUGCCCAAAACUGCGUUCAUCACCAACUUCAGCAUGGAAAUUGAAAGUAAGCUAUAUGUUGGGGAGGUGAAGGAGAAAGAGAAAGCAAAGCAACAGUAUGACAAGGCUGUUUCCUCUGGACAGACUGCAGGACUGGUCAAGGCUUCAGGAAGAAAGAUGGAGAAGUUCUCCGUGUCUGUCAACAUAGCAGCAGAAAGUAACGUGACUUUCAUCUUGACCUAUGAGGAGCUUCUUCAGAGGAAAAUGGGCCAGUAUGAGAUUUUGACCCGAGUUAAACCCAAAACACUGGUCCAGGAGUUUGAGAUAGUGGCAAACAUCUACGAGCCUCAGGGCCUCGCUUACGUUGAUGCCCAUGCAACCUUCCUCUCCAAUGAACUGCUCCCCCUUGUGGAGAAAACUGUCACAGACAAAAAGGCACGCAUCUCUUUCUCACCAACUAUGAAUCAGCAGAGGAAGUGUCCAGAUUGCGAUGGAACGCUCAUUGAUGGAGAUUUCAUCAUUAAGUAUGACGUAAACCGAGGGACGGGCCUCGGGGACAUUCAGAUCGUGAACGGAUACUUUGUGCACUUCUUUGCUCCCCCCGACCUGCCCAGAGUCCCAAAGAAUGUGGUGUUUGUAAUCGACAGGAGCGGAUCAAUGAGUGGAACAAAGAUGCAACAGACAAGACAGGCAUUGCUGGCCAUCCUCAAAGACCUCCAUGAAGAGGACCACUUUGCCCUCGUCCUAUUUGAUAGCUUUAUCGAACCCUGGAAAGAAUCACUUGUCAAAGCAACCAAGGAAAAUGUGGAUGAAGCCAGGGCCUACGUCAGGACAGUAAGCGACAGAGGAGCCACUGAUAUCAAUGGUGCGUUACUGAAAGGUGUAGCAAUGCUGGUCCAAGCCAGAGAAAACAAAACGCUGCCAGAGAGAAGCGUGGAUAUGAUUAUUUUGCUGACUGAUGGAAUGCCAAAUGUUGGAGUGUCAGACACGUCAGUGAUCCAGCAGAAUGUGCGUGCUGCUACUGGGGGAAAUACGUCUCUGUUCUGUCUCGGAUUUGGAGAUGACGUUGCUUAUGGCUUCCUGGAUGUGAUGAGCCAGCAAAACAAAGGGGUGGCCCGCCGCAUCUAUGAGGCUUCAGAUGCAACGCUUCAGCUCCAGGGUUUCUAUGAUGAAGUGGCCAGCCCUCUGCUUUCAGAGGUUGACCUGCGUUAUCCCGACAAUGCAGUGGACUUACUGACCACCAACCACUUCAAGCAGUUGUUUAAUGGCUCAGAGAUCGUGGUGGCUGGUCGACUGAUGGACAACGACAUGGACAACUUCCUGGUGGAAGUGUUUGGCCAAGGGUCUGAAGAAGAUUUCAAGGUGCAGGGCCAGGCCAGGACAUUGGACUGGGGUGUGAUGUACCCAGACGAGGAGUACAUAUUUGGGGAUUUCACUGAGCGUCUGUGGGCCUACCUCACCAUUCAGCAGUUACUGGACAAGAGCAAGACCGGCUCCUCAGACGAAAAAACCAACGCCACAGCCAAGGCCCUGGACAUGUCCCUGCAAUACAGCUUCGUCACCCCUCUCACAUCCAUGAUAGUCAUCAAGCCUGAAACUGAGAACGGACCAGACAGCCCCCUCAUCGCUGACAAGCUGACCGAGGAGCAAAGACAGCUGGCACAAAAAAUGGCAUUUCAACACAAUGCAAACAGGCCACCGUGGCGGGCAUUACAGCCAUCGCCCUCGUACUUUGUGGAUGGAGAUCCUCAUUUCAUGAUAGAGCUCCCAGACAAAGACGACGCUCUGUGCUUCAACAUCAAUGACGUGCCAGGAACCAUUUUCAAUCUGGUCAAAGAUGCAAAAUCAGGUAUUCUAGUCAAUGGCCAGAUCAUUGGAGACAAGAAGAUUCCCCCCAGUGGGAAAAUUAACACCUAUUUUUGGCGUUUUGGCAUCGUUCACAAAACUUUGGGGGUCCAGCUGGAGGUGAACACUCGGGACAUCUCAGUGUUCCAGGACGGCAAACGGAUCAAGCUGCUGUGGUCUGAUACAGCUUCUCUCAAAGGACCCAACGUGGAUCUUCUUGUGACCAAAGACCGAAGCCUUAAAGUGAUUCUAAAAGAUUCAGUUAAGUUUGUGGUCUUGCUACACAAAGUGUGGGAGAAGCACCCGUACCACCAGGACUACUUGGGUUUCUACACUCUGGACAGCCACCUCUUGUCUCCGUCUGUUCAUGGCCUUCUAGGUCAAUUCUACCAUGGGAUUGAAUAUGAGGUGACAGACUUGCGUCCAGGAGAAGUCCCAGAGAAACCAGAUGCCACCAUGUAUGUGAAAGGACAAGAGCUCAAUGUGACCAGAGGCUGGCAGAGAGACUUCAGGAAUGAUGUGAAGAACGGAGAAAAUGUUCCCUGCUGGUUCAUUCACAGUAACGGAACAGGCCUCAUUGACGGAGAUGCAACAGACUACAUAGUGUCGGGCCUUUUUAAAACAGUUUAAAUGCAAGUUUAAACACAUCCAUGUCUGCCACUGAAAUCAUCAAAUUCAUAGAAUAAUCAUACAAAUCUGCCCGCAGUUACACCACAAGUGCUCUUAAAAUCAGUUAUCCAAAGGACAAUGGGCUUCAUUUACAGGGUUUUUUGGACAAUAGCAUCAACAUUAGUGAGACACAAUCCUUAAAGAUGUUGGUUUUCUGUCAGAUUUUAAUGGUUUCCAACUACUACUGACUACUUACAUUGCGUUUCUAUUGCUAUUACUUUGAUUAUUCCCGAGAGACGUUCUUGACUUUGAGAGUGAAAAAUGGCUGAUUUUAAACCUUCAUGUUCUGUUUUUCGUUUGGUACUGUGUUGUUGUUUUCAUCCUGGUUUAAGCGUGUGUUAUCUCCAGGAGAUGACAGGUUGUAAAAUGGUACCCAAAAGCAACUCGAAAGAAAAGGUCUGAGUCCGAUAUCGUUCAUGUGAAGUAUGCUGUGGGGAUCCAAUAUUACAUGAUACAAUGCACCAAAUGAUUCAGAUUCUUGUUUUCCCACAACAAUGCCACCCCUGAACAGUAAUUAAUGCUGGUUGAAUGAGUAGUUUACACUUUAUUAUGAUGUAAUCAACCUUAUUCAUGUCGCAGCAUGAGGAGAAAAAAAAUAAAUGCAUUUAUGCAAAGGAAA
Molecule: messenger RNA, 3751 nt
Organism: Stegastes partitus (bicolor damselfish)
Lineage: Eukaryota; Metazoa; Chordata; Actinopteri; Pomacentridae
Product: inter-alpha-trypsin inhibitor heavy chain H3
Exons: 23
Coding region: 352-3093 (913 amino acids)
Biological process (GO): hyaluronan metabolic process
Molecular function (GO): serine-type endopeptidase inhibitor activity
Source: RefSeq, a predicted model, not a curated record